This is a messenger RNA of Plasmodium knowlesi strain H, 1476 nucleotides long. Its product is annotated as mitogen-activated protein kinase phosphatase 1, putative. The transcript has a single exon. The record is from RefSeq and is a predicted model, not a curated record. Bases 1 to 1476 code for a protein of 491 amino acids. Lineage: Eukaryota; Apicomplexa; Aconoidasida; Haemosporida; Plasmodiidae.
AUGUAUGAAUGUAUAGAUUUUGAAGCACUGAAAGAGGAAGUCCGAAGGGAAAGACUCGAGGGGAAAAAGACCAAUGAUGUUGAUGCAGAUGCACGGAGGGAGCCCAAGCGGGAGGAGGGCGGUUUGCUGAAGUGGUUGAUGCGUGGCUUCAAGGGUCGGUUGAUGAAUGGGCUGAAGAGUCAGCAGAAAAACGAGUUGAAAAACCAGAUGAAGAGCGAAUCGAAGAGGGAACUGACGAAGGCCCCCCCUCAGAACUGCUCAGCCAAGGAGCCCCGAAGUAGCCCAAAGGAGGGCAUCGAAAAUAUGAGCCCCAAGAUGGCCAUCAAAGCGAUCAACCCGACCCAUCUGUACAACUACUUCCAGCUUCUGCUAGACGAAGGAAACGACAAGUGCCUGUUCCUCGUUGACCUUCAGACAGAAGAGGAAUUCCAAAUGUACCAAAUAAAAAAUGCUGUACAUAUAAGAAACGAAUACCUAAUGGACCGAAUGAAGAAGGAAAUCGAGUUGAAGAAAGACGCAAAGGUAGUAUUUUAUCAUGCGAAUGAAGAGGUUCAAAAGAAUUCCCGUUAUGGACGCCUGGUGUAUAGCCAUUUCGCCAAUGUGAAAGCCAACUUUUAUUUACUAAGGGGAGGCUACGAAAAUUUUGAAAAGGAAUACUUCUUUUUAUGUAUAAAUAAAAAUAGACUUAACACAAAUUUAUCAUCCAUCCAAAAUUGCGAAGCGUAUAUUAGCUACCCCAUAAAAUUCUGCAGCAACCUUUUUAUCGGAACUCCCAUACAUAUGAUCAAUCCGUCCUUAAGUAACCAUUUGAACAUAAAAUAUGUGUACGAUUUUACAGACUCUGGAUAUGAAAUGAAAAUUGUAGAAGGAAUAGAAUACUCCAGAUAUAAUGUAACAGACAGAACUGUAAGAAAUUCAAAUGCAUGCAAAGGUCAAUGUGUGAAGUAUGAAAACAUUUUGGACAUUCGAAUGAUGUACGACAUUAUACAGAGCAUUCUGCAAAAUGUUGAUCUGAACGAAAAUAUAUGCACAGUGGAAUCCAAUAUUCUAAGUGGAAAUGCAGAUAAACAAAAGGAUAUAGUAAAGGGAACACACCAUAUGGAGAAAUCAAGCGCUACUGCAGAUAGAAGACAUUCACAGAAAAAGGCAAUGCUCAAUAUUUCCAACAAACAAAACAUGCAAAACGGAAAUAUACUAAUCAUGUGUAAUCACGGUAUGAAAAAUCGCAGGAGGGAAAAGAUCAACAGCAUAAGUUUAGUAAUCGCCAUGUGCUAUCUUAUGUACACAAGAAGGUAUGACCCCAAUUUAAUCAUUGCCUCUGUCCUUAGGAUAAACAAUAAUUUCAACAUAACUGCUCAGACCAUGAAUUUUCUAUACAAGUUUUACGAUAGCUUGAAGAGAUAUGACUACAACAUGGACGUAUUCUAUUCCCACGAGAAGAAAAGAAAAAUGGAGAAAAAAAAAAGCAACCACUAG